AUGUGGUACCACAAACAGAAGGCACGACCAGCGUCUUGGGCCUCCUUUCACUCGUCGUCACCCGCGUCCCUGAGUGAAUCCAACCUUUUUCACUACCAGCAACAGCAGCGGCUGAAGCAGAACCUCCAGGAGGAGGAGGAAGAUGAGCAUGAACAUAGUGCUAUCAACGAAGCCAAGAACAAGAACAAGAACCCUACAUCGGCCAUCGCACACAAUGGUGGCUCUAUUGUCCAGCAGCCCGUGCACGGCGGCGACAACAAUACCGCAGGCAGCUCGUCCGGCGGCAAUACCACUGCUGCCGUGUCGCCAGCGUCGACAUUUACUGCACCACUACAAGAAGCAUGGCCGGGGCCUGUCUUAGAGGACGUCGGUAGCGGCAAGGAGAAGGAGAAGGAGGCCAAUUUGCCUCCCUUUCAACCUGCCAGCACCAACACCGACCCCAACCUCAACCUCAACGGCAACCCUACCAACGUAAACGUCAACGUCAAUAUCAACGGCAAUGGCAACGACACUAGCACCAACACGAAGGCAGGUGGCACCAACUCUGCCAAUGGCAACGCUGCCAUAGUACUUGGCGAGUCCGAAGAGACGACGGUUUCUGCCGAAAAGGCCACCGCCACCGUGUUCAGCAAGCUGUCUGCCCUCGUCGUGUCGUUCUUCGUGACCACCAAGAUGGUGCUGUUUCACAGCUGGCUCAACGUCUUCCUGGUCUUUGUCCCCGCCGGUAUCAUUGUCGGCGCCAUCCCUGGCCUGCCCCCCGCCGUCGUCUUCUCGGUCAACGCAAUCGCCAUCAUCCCGCUGGCCGGCCUCCUGGGCUUUGCCACCGAGACCGUUGCCCACGACAUGGGUGAUUCCAUUGGCGCUCUGCUCAACGUCACCUUUGGCAACGCUGAUGAAAUUCGUAUUGUGCAAGCCUCGCUCCUGGGCUCCAUUCUGGCCAACCUCCUUUUGAUCCUAGGCAUGAGCUUCCUCCUCGGCGGCCUUCGAUUCCGUGAACAGAUCUACAACAGCACAGUCACACAGAUGAGCGCGUGCCUCUUGAGUCUUAGUGUCAUCAGCCUCGUCCUGCCGACCGCUUUCCAUGCAUCUUUCAAAAGCUCUACCUUGGCCGAUUCCGAGUCCCUCAAGAUCAGCCGUGGCACCAGUGUACUCAAAUCCCAUACGUAUAUGUACGAGUCGACGCCGCAGCACAUCAUCGAUGAGGAAUCUACACCUGGUCCGGCCGCUGGCUGGUUAGACUCAUCGAGCUCGGAUGACGGCUCCUCCUCCUCGUCCGAUUCGGACACGUCUGGUCACUCCCGCGACACCAUGAAGCAGCGCAUGCGCCGUGUCAUUCGCGGUGGUCGUCGCCGCAAGUCCAGCGUCGCUUCGUUGGACACAGCCGAUAGCCUCUUUGCUGGUACUACGCGGGCGCCCUCAUUCAGUACUCAGGCCGCUGGUGGUAACGAUGAGUCCAUGCCUUCGGAGGAGGCCUCGGCCAGGCCGUCCUUUCUCUCUCGCAGCACGACUUCCGAUCUGAAUGAAGAGGCCAUUAUCGAGGACGACACUGUAUCACGCCGCCAUAAAAGUCGCCACCACAAGCGAUCUCUCCGCCGCUACCGCAGAAACCGCAGAAGACAUGAUCAAGAUGCUGCCACAGACGAUGUUAUUCUUGAGUCCGUCGAGAACACUUCCCCGGCUCUCUCGGGCGUAGCUUCGCCGUCUGUCAGCAGCGGCAGAAUUGCAUCUGUCCUCUUUACCGAACCCACCAAGAGUCCCUUCGGAAAGACUCCUGACCCUGCUGUGUACCGUCCUGGUGAGCCUCGCCGCGUGGACUUUGCCAUCGCAGACCCCAAUCUCAACGGGUCCAACAAUGUUGACGAAUUCGGAAACCCGACUGGUGCUGCUGCCGACUUGGCUUCGGCCCGGCGUGCCUUCAAUUUGCGUGCCAUGUCAUCCCUACGCCCUGUUGCCAAGAGUCUCGCCCCUACUGUCUUCACGCAACCCGUCGGCCCCCAGUUGGAGACUGCUCCUGUUGGGCCCAUUCCUCGCAUUCGCUACGGCAUUCACCGCACCAACUCGCUUCCCGAUCGUCUAAACCACCAGUACCAGUUCCGUCCUCCCGGUGCCAUGCUCCCGUCGCAGAUUCCUGUGAACAGCUACCGUCUCAAACCCCCGGUUACGCUGAAUGGUAGUAGUGAUGAAGAUCGUGUAUUUAUGUCGCGCAAGGCGGCCAUCCUGCUGCUACUUAUCACGACGGGUCUUGUGGCAGCGUGUGCCGAGUUCAUGGUGGCGUCCAUCAACGGUCUUGUGAAAACCAGUUCCGUCGGCGAGGUCUUCAUCGGUCUCAUCAUUCUACCCAUUGUCGGCAACGCGGCCGAGCAUGUCACAGCCGUCAUGGUCGCCAUGAAGAACAAGAUGGAUCUGGCCAUUGGUGUGGCGGUUGGUAGCUCCAUCCAGAUUGCCCUUUUCAUGACUCCACUCGUUGUCAUUCUGGGCUGGAUCAUUGGCCGCGACAUGACACUCUACUUUACACUCUUUGAGACGGUGUGCCUUUUCGUCUCGGCCUUUAUCGUCAACUUUUUGGUGCUCGACGGCCGCAGCAACUACCUCGAGGGUGCCUUGUUGUGCUCGACGUACAUCAUCAUUAGCGUCGUCGCCUUCUUUUAUCCCAAACCCGAGGAUGCCAGCUCGUGGGGUUAA
Sporothrix brasiliensis 5110 is the source of this 2682-nucleotide messenger RNA. Its product is annotated as Ca2+:H+ antiporter. Lineage: Eukaryota; Fungi; Ascomycota; Sordariomycetes; Ophiostomatales; Ophiostomataceae. Bases 1 to 2682 code for a protein of 893 amino acids. Gene Ontology annotation, cellular component: fungal-type vacuole membrane. Gene Ontology annotation, biological process: calcium ion transmembrane transport; intracellular calcium ion homeostasis. The record is from RefSeq and is a predicted model, not a curated record. The transcript has 6 exons. Gene Ontology annotation, molecular function: calcium:proton antiporter activity.